CCGUGUGGCUCGUGGACUCUGUGUCGGGCGAUUUCGUGCGCGUGAUCGUGACUUUUCUUUCCCGGUGGGUUUCCGAGGGCUGACGAGAGUGGAAAUUCUGGGUCCUUAAAUUCGAGUCCUGCGCAUCCGAGUAAUGCAGGAGUACACGAGGAGGUGUGCAUGUGGUUUCGGUGAUUAGUUUUAGGUUGAAUUCCGCUCCCGACAACAGGUGGCUUUCCGGUUUGUUUAUCGAGGAAUCGGUUCGCAUCAGCGGUUAAAGUGAAUCCCGCCGCUUUGCCAGAGGGCAAAAGAAAGUGUCCCCUAGCAUCCGUGGGAGAAAACGAAACAGGCAGGGAGAAGGUGGAAGAUUGUGUGUGCAAAGGAGAAUAAAGGAAGCGAGAGUGAUUUGUUUUCGGCGUUUCGUGAGCCUGCAGGUCGGCAACGUUUUUUUCGGUGGAUGCUGAAUAUCUUGAAACCGCCGAGACAGGUUCAAGAAGGAAGUCCAAAAAAGGCUUGGAGCCACGAAUGCGGGAGAAUUCGGGGAGAGUUUAAGCAUUUGGAUGUGAUCUGUACGAUCGGGGUCGAAAGUGUGUCAACGUGCAACUUGAUCCAGAGGAAGGUGUGUUCGUGUGUAUGUUUCAUCUUUUUAUGUUGACCAAAAGUGUCGAUGAAAGUUACUAGGCUUCGAUGUGAAUGACACGUUGUUUUUGGUUGUCACGUUUCUACCUUUUUUUGACAUCAUCCUCGUGGCUGGAAUUCCAUUUUCGAUUUCUCAAGCAAAGGAGCUACUGCACUCAACUCAACUUUGGUUCGUCAAGUGCCGAUGAGUUGAUUACCCGUAAAAAGGAAUAAGUUCAAAGUGUAACACUAUAGCCGGGCAAGUUUUUGUUCCCCUUCUGAAUUCGGUGACCAAACCUACUACCUGGUGUGAUGUAAUUGGAGUGAAUCACUGCAAGUUGUCAGCCAAGUGAAAAAGGAGAGCGUUUAUGUUGUCCAGUAGAAUCAAGUGUCGUUGCUGCCUGCUACUGAAUGGCUGCGCGAAAAAGGUGAAACGAGUGUGUUGCUGCUGCUGCUGCUGCUACCGGAUUGCAAUUGACCAGCCGUUUGCGGAUAAGUGAUGGAGUAGUUGUGAAUGAAAGGUGUUUUUUUUAUAAUUUAUUUUUUGUUAUGGAAAACACUUCAGUAGCAGCUGGUUCGAAUAGGUGAAACAAGUUACCUUGAGUGGAAUAUUUAAAAAUUCAAUUAGGUUUAUGCUUGGAAUAUUUGUGUCGUUUGGAGUAGCAAAAAGCUAAUGUUUCUUCAUGGGAUAUUUGCGGAUUUUAAAUAAGGAUAACAUCAAUUUAACGUUUCAUCAAUUAUCAGACAACACACAUCAAGCAAUGGCGGCAGCCCACUGAGGACACGGAUAAACACCUUUAAUGCCUUUAAUUGUGUAAAUCGCUCAGCUUGCUAAGCAACCGACCCCGAAAACUGUCAUUAUUUACGGGGACCAAACAAACCGCCCGUGGUCCAGUAAAGUGUGACGAGCCAGACGAAAAUUAUUCCUCGCUUUGCGCCGCCGCCGCCGUUUCAUUGUGUUUGCGCUAAUUAAUUGGCAUUUUGGCAGUUUGGCCGCCAUCUUUCGACACCUGGUACCAAACCAAUUGUUCAUCUCCUCAAGUCUCACAGUCGCAAGCCCAAAGGUUAAAGUGAUUGAUGAUCAUAAUCGGUUGAUCUCCGUCGAGCGAGAAAAUUACCUGAAGUGUAAAUUUUUGCAGAAUUAGUGCGGCAUGCAAUAGAGCGACCAUUAUCGGAGGAUCGUUACGAGGAAGACCCUACAGGGAUUCAACCAUCAACGACUGAUAAGGAAGAAUAGAAACUUGGAAGUAUGGUGUAACGAAUGUAGCUACAAAAGCGAUAACGGGAUAAUGAAGAUGGCGAUAUGAUCGCUGCCCGGAAGAUUCCGAAGACGAAGGUGGUGAUAAUGAUGAUGAUGAUGCGGAAAUGUUGUGCCACCAAAUGUUGUUGUUGCUGAUCUGAGUGUCGGUUGAGUGCCAAGUUUCGAUCUAACGAGCUAGAAAGCUUAGAAAGCCAUCACGUUGAAUGGUUCCAUCUCUCUGUUGUUGGUAACCAUCUAUUGGGGCAUUGGGUCUUUGGAGCUAUUCUUGAGAAAGCGUCUUUGAUGAUUAUUUUUCUCAUCUCUAUACUUUGUGCCGAAGCUGGUUAACUCAGUGUACUGAUCCAAAGAAAAGAAAGAUUCAUCAGAAUAAUAAGUGCCCUGGAAUCGUCGAAGCUCCGACUUAGUCGCGUAUAAUAGAACUCGUUAACGAGUUUAGACCCAGAAGAUUGCAGAUCUUGACUGGGAUCCAUCAGCUGGGUCUUCCGGGAAUGUUGCGCUGAACCAACCGGAGAUCUGUGCCGAUAGAUAAGGAAACGGAUUAGCAAUACCCAUCGAAGUUGCCAGUUCUUCGCGGCCAGUGCUAAGUGAGAACAUAAGCUCCCAUGACUACUGCUAGCUGAGCGUCUUAGGGGUCUUGGAAAUGCGACCUCCACACUAGGCUAGGAUCAGCCAACGCUCUAAACUAGGUCAACACAACACAACACCUCGACAUUGAAGAGAGAGAAAGAAAAAAAAAUCACAGGAGUGAACAACCAACAACGCCGUCACGAGCAGCAAAUCAUCGAACGAGAAGAAGCAACGAACCGAACAUGACCAAAGAAGAAACGCCACACCGAGCUUCCGCCGAUCGGCACCUGCUCAACAUCAACAACGCCAACAACAUCCACACUGCAAUUACGGCGGGCCAUAAAAGGAUCGAUCCCGAUCCAGAACGAUUACAACGAGUGCCUCGACGACGACUAUUGCUCAAAAACCGGGGCCCAAGUUUACGACUUGAUCGGGGCAGCCGUAGAAGUGGUUGUGCGACAACAACGAUGUCUUCCUGCUGCCGGUGGUGGAACUCGUCCUCGUCCCUGCUGCCGAGGUUUCUGCUGAUGGCGGCAAUGCUGAUGGUUUCCCACCAGGUCCAGGCGGCCGAAGGAAAACUUCAGUUGUGCGAAGUCGAAACCGGCCAAACCAACAUCAUUCUGGACAUCGAGGAGAGCCGGGGAAACUCCAUCGGCCAAACAACAACGCCUCCGGAACUUCCGAUCUACGGCGAUCCGGAGCAGGAGAUCGCACUGGAACUGAUCUUCCCGAAGGGAAACCCGACCUUCACGCUGGACGGCAAAUCGCUCCGGCUCAUUCAUCCGCUGGACCGGGACGAGGAAAAUCUCAGCCACAUCGUGUUUCAGAUUACCUGUACGAUUCGAUCGACGCGUCGCAAGCGUAACAUCCCGAUCAUCGUGCGAGUGUCAGAUGUCAACGAUAAUCCGCCGAUGUUUAUCAACACACCGUACGAAACGACCGUACCUGAGUCGACGCCUGUCGGGACCACCAUUUUCCGGAACCUGCAGGCCCAGGACAAGGACGCCGGAGUCAACGGACUCGUGGAAUAUUUUGUUGUCGAAGGUUCGCAGCAAAAUAUUUCCGACAUUUCACCCAACACGCUGACGGCGGCCGAUGGAUACGGGGUGUUUGCCAUCGCCUAUCCACACCAGGGACAGGUCACCGUUGUGAAAACUCUGGACUACGAACGCAUCCAGCGCUACUACCUGACUGUGGUUGCAUCGGAUCGAUCUCGGAACGCAUCCGAGCGGCAGUCGGCUACCACUACACUCACCAUCAAUGUGGCCGAUUCGGACGAUCAGGAUCCCUCGUUCAUCUAUCGGGGGUGCGUUCUGCUCGACGGAGCCUGCCUAAACCCCGAAUACAGUGCAUCGAUACCGGCCGGCAGUCUGCAGGGAGUACUCACCGUGUCUCCGGAACGUAUCCAAGCGGUAGAUCUGGAUACCAUUAGUGCCCCGAUACGGUACUCGUUUCUGAAGGGAAUUCCGAGCAAUUACGAUGACUACUUCGAAAUCGACGCCCAAACGGGAGUGCUCAAGCAAACCAAGCUGGUGGAUUCUUCCGUAACGGCCAAGAAGUUUGACAUUAUCGUCAAAGCCGAGGAAGCGACCGAAAUGAAGCGAUUCGCCACGGCCAAGUUAACCAUUCAUGUUAAAGCUGUGGACGCGUAUCCACCCGUAAUAAGCGUCACCUCAACGGAAGGGUUUGUGGAUGAAAACUCGUCGAUUGGGACCACCGUUACCGAUUCCAAGGGGAAACCGAUCAAGUUGAGUACCAGCGAUGCCGAUUUGGGACCGGAAGAUGAUAAAGUUGAAUACAUCUACGAAGUGACGACGCCUUCAUUUGUAGUGUCCAAAGAAGGCAUUCUUCAGGUAAAUGAAGAAGGACUGGAUCGAGAUCCACCAAACCCGGGCAAAUACCGAUUCCAGGUUGUCGCUCGAGAAGCGAACGGUAAUGCGGCUAGUGCACCGAUGAGUUUGACGGUCACUUUGAACGACGUAAAUGAUAACGCUCCCAAGCUAGCGAUGGUUGCCCCGGUAAGUCUCACAGCAGGCGAUGGUCGCAGACUCGUAACAAAAGUAGUGGCUACUGAUAACGAUAAGGGAGAAAACGCCGCCAUCACGUACAGCAUCUUCCACGUUUCCAACAACGGAGCCAACAAAUUUGCUGUUGAUCCCAAAAGUGGUGAGAUCGAAACACGAACUAGACUCAACGCCGGUGAACAAUACAGCAUAACCGUUCAAGCGACCGAUGUCGGUGGGCUGUCGUCUCAAGCGAUCGUCGAGGUGUCGAUCACACCGGGGCCGAACACCAAACCUCCUCGCUUUAUGAAGCCGGUGUACGAUGUGCAGGUUAGCGAGGGAGCCGAAAUCAAUUCAACUGUGAUUGUCGUGAAAGCCGAAGAUCCCGAAAAUGACCCGGUCAAGUAUGCGAUAACGACCGGGAAUGAUCUGAGACAAUUUUCUAUCAGUAAGGAAAACGGAGUCAUUAGCGUGAUACGGAAACUGGAUCGUGAAGAUCUUACCAGAUAUCAGUUGAUCAUUCGAGCCGAAGAUAACGGAGGGUUGGCGAGCAGUGCAACGGUUAACAUUAAAGUGACUGAUAUUAACGAUAAGAACCCAGAGUUUAACGAAAACCUUCUGCCAUAUAUUUUCACCAUUGACGAAGGACGCGACAAUGUUGUUAUAGGAUCGGUACAAGCUACAGAUGCGGAUGAAGGGAUGAACGCCGAAAUAACGUACACCAUCCCUUCGGAUGUGCCUUUUAAAAUCAACUCCCGAACAGGCGAAAUUCGUACGAAAUCCAAACUUGACUACGAGAAACAAAAAGAGUACAAAUUUGUAGUUACAGCUCAAGACGGAGCUCCAGAACCUCGGCUAGGCACAGCUAGCGUUACAGUUAAAGUUCGAGACGUACCGGAUGAAGUGCCACGCUUCAUGGAACCUUUCAUUGAGGUGAAGAUUCCGGAAAACGUACCGGAUAUGAUGGUCACUACUGUUCGUGCCUUUGAUCCGGACACGAAACCCGAGAUAACCUAUGUCCUAAAGCGUGGACCUGCAGAGUUGUUCAAGAUCGAUGCAAAAUCGGGACAGAUAAAAACCAUUCGUGGCUUGGAUUUCGAAAAGGAUAAAAUUCAUGAGCUGAUCGUUGGAACAGUGGAAAAUAAUGGAACCAACCCCGGGGACUAUAUCAAAAUCUUGAUCGAAGUAGAAGAUCGUAACGAUAUUCCUCCGGUGUUCGUUUCGAUUCCGGAACCAAUCAAUAUCAACGACGAUCUUCCUAUCGGCUCGAUUGUUGGAUCUAUGCCGGCUGUUGAUGGAGAUGGUUCAUCGCCUGGUAAUGUGGUUCGCUAUGAAAUGGUUGGUCGCGGGAAGUCGUUGAAGUACUUCCAAGUGGAUCCCGAUUCGGGCAUUGUGCGAAUUCGUGAUGAGCUGAACAAAGACGAAGAUUCCGAAUACCUGGUGGAUGUGAGGGCCUAUGAUAUGGGCGAACCUCAGCUAAGUUCGGUUGCAACUCUUCCAAUUUACGUUAGUCAUAUUCCGGCAAAUCCUAACGGAGAUUCGUCCGAAUCGCAAACCGUUCGAGGCAUUUUUAAUCCGGAUAUUCAAGGUUUAGCCUUCAGUGACGACAGUUACACCACCAGUGUUCCGGAGUCGACUGGCACAAAUGCAACGAUCAAGCUUAUACAGAUAAUUAAUUCCAAAAAGGCAACUAAAAACAACGGUGGAUUCAAAUGUGAAAUAACCAAGGGGAAUGAAAAGAAACUGUUCGGCAUCAUGAUCGAAGACCAUGCCUGUGGAUUGGUACUCAAAGGCACCCUAGACUACGAAACCUCCAAAGAACACAAUCUAGAAGUCCGUCUGGUGUCGAACAAAUACUUCGUGAAUCAACAUAAAAACUUUGCGAAAAUAAACGUUAUCGUGCAGGACGAGAACGACAAUGUGCCACAGUUCCAAUUUCCGAAUACAUUCCAACCAGGAGUACGCAACGAUACCUAUUAUGCAGUGGUAUCGGGAGAUGCAGACACCGACACGCCUAUUCUAACUGUCAAAGCGACAGACAAAGACACUGGACCGCACGGUCAGAUCAGAUACUUCAUUUACGACGAAAAAGUUAACGAAAUACCGAACGACGACUCACCGAGCUCAUUUUUCACGAUCGGUGAAGAGAAUGGAAUGCUCAAAACGCAGAAGAGCUUACAGAGUGUUAAGCAGACACCUUUGGUGUUUGUUGUAGAGGCCCGGGACAACAAUGGCGAUCCACAGGGUGGAAUGCUCCACAAGGCUAAAGCCAGGGUGGUAGUCAAUCUGAUAUCGGACAUCAACCGAAUGACUUUGGUGUUCUCAGAUUCGAACCCUAAAGACAUCCGAAGGCAUGUGCGCGCCUUGGAGGAGCUGUUGCACGAAAAGUCUACGGGACUGAUCACGGGCAUCGAACGAUUCAGCACCCGCAAGAUUUUGAACGAUAACGGAACCGUUGAAGAAGUCUCGGGAGCAACGGAUGUCUGGUUUUACGCGGUGGACCCGAAGUCAGAGAAGAUUUUGGAGCGAAACUCCACUCCGAUUAUGACCAGCAUCCUAACCCCGACAGUGCUAUCCCAGAUCAACUUUGAAGCAUCUAGCAUCGCCCAUGCUACGGCUCAAGGUAUUUUUGGUCCGGUUGAACCAAGGCAACAAAUUCAAAAGGUAAAGGCCACUGUCAUCGUGAAUGAGGACGUUUUCCCGUACGCUCUUAUCGGGGUUGCAAUCGUGAUCCUGAUUUUGGGAACAGUUGGAAUCAUCUACAUUUGCAUUUCUUGGUCCAAGUAUAAGAAUUUUAAACAAAGAAUGCGCCAAUACACUGCCCCUGCUAGUCCAGUCCGCUAUGAUCCCGUGAUCAUCAACUCCCAAGCCCCUGCCGCAGAAAAUCAAACUAGCCUGAAGGAGUACGAAACCCAGGUACUCGCCAUGGCUGUCCCCAUAGAUGAGGGUGAUGACCUUCAGCUAGAUUUUAGCGCCAAAAACCACGCCUUCAGCCUUGACAACGUCAGCUACAUCACCCACAAGGAAAACGGUCAGCACAGUCCUACGAACUCCGACGCAACGACCGCUGUUGUCGGUACUCUGCAGCGCAACAACAAUAACAACAUCAAGAACAAUAACAACAACAACCUGAACAUCAACAAUCGACAGAACACGCUUAAUCGAACGCUGGAGAUGAACCGCAACAACUACCUGAAUCCGCUAGGGACAGCUGGCAACGGGAACAUCCCGGGUACUCUCACCCUCGGAAGAAUCAAAAGCGAACGAAACAACUACAUCAAUGGUUACGGCGACACUUUGAACCGGAACAAUCUGUCGAUGGCACAGAACAACACCUUCAAUACUCUGGGCCGCAAUCAGCGGAACAAUGCCGUGGUGAACAAUAACAUCCAUAACCAUCACGGCAACAAUAACCAUAACAGCAACCAUCACCAUAACCUGAACCAUCACCAUCACAACCACAAUGGGGUGGAAAUCGUCACCAAUACGCUGGGUCGGAACAACCGAUACGCCGAUGUGCCGAUAAGCAAUCCGUUGUUUCACAUACGCCAAAAUGGAGACCUCCAGUCCCAGCAGCACCUGAAUCACUCGAGUCCUAGCAACGAUAAUGUGACUUUCGGCAAGAGAGACUACGCUCAACUGUCAUUCUCCUACCUGAACGAUCUGGACCGAUCGGAUGCGGAAACGACCACCGAAUUGUAGGAGAGAAAUCGAAAUGCACCUUACACACAGACACUUACAAAUUUUGUAGUCUCGGAAACGAUAAGGAUCUAUAGAACAAGCAAUAGGACUACAACUGUGUAGUGCAACCGUAUGCAUGCCAUCUUACCGGAGGAAUUUUGAGUUAGGAAUCUACUGCCGUUUUAAGCUUCUAGUUUAAGAGUAUGUGUAAUAUCUUGAUUCGUUGUUCUGUGAGUUGUUUUAUGUAGUAGUUUUAUCCGUAGGUAGACGCAAUACAUCUCUCAUCUGUUGUUUCUCGUUACUUUUAGGUUAUAUUUUAUAUUAACGAUUUUCCCCCGUUUCAUUUAACUGUAACCGUUUGUGGCAUUUUCUACAUUUUACUAACCUUAGCUCUUUUAUCAAUUAUGAUUUUUUGUUUUUUACAUCGAUUAGCUUAGACUGCGUCCUCAUAUUUAUGACUCCACACGACUUUACCUUUAGCAAACCCGUUAAACUGUUUUAAAGUCUGCUUUUGUGUAAAAAGUUAGGAAUUUUUUAAACCUAGGCAAAGAGAAGAAAUGAAAAAACAUAUUAUAACAUACUGAGCAAGUAGUUAAACUACGAAGAAGUAUCGCCGAGAACUUUUUCACUGUACAUAUUGAGUCAUAUAGUUUACGGAAGAUGUACGUGAGAUUUUAUUUUUAUAAACCUGUUUUAACCCGAGCAAUUGUAUAUUGAUUUUAGAGCAACUGAGGUUGGAAGAUUUUAACCAACAGGGACACAAAUGUUGCAAUUGGGGCGAUUCUUCCUGGAACUGAAUCUGUUUGGUAUUUUAGAGAAAAUUUUAGCUACAGUAAGUAUUUUACACAGCCUAACUAGAUAGUACCGUGAAAUCUACCAAUCUUACCGUAGGAAUGUUUAAUCGAAACCAACUCAAUUGUAAUUGUAGAAACUGUAAACUACCUUUAAAGUAACAAAUAAAUUGGUACGACGUAGGACGAUAUCUAGUAGGGAUCAAAUAAAUUGGAUCGAUUUUCCAAGCUGAUAAU
Messenger RNA from Uranotaenia lowii, 9137 nucleotides. It is a transcript of the gene Cad99C, whose product is annotated as cadherin-99C. Gene Ontology annotation, cellular component: catenin complex; plasma membrane. Gene Ontology annotation, molecular function: cadherin binding; calcium ion binding. The transcript is spliced from 13 exons. Gene Ontology annotation, biological process: homophilic cell-cell adhesion. The coding region runs from base 2668 to 8130 and encodes 1820 amino acids. The record is from RefSeq and is a predicted model, not a curated record. Lineage: Eukaryota; Metazoa; Arthropoda; Insecta; Diptera; Culicidae.